AUGGUAAGGUUUUUUCACCUACCUUCUCGCUUUGCCCAAUAUGACAAUUGGCGCAAUUUCACCGCCCUCGAUCUCCGCCACAUCCAGAGACUCCAGGUCGUCGGCGGCCUCACCAGCUUCAAAGACGCCACACCUGCCGCCACCGCCCCCGUCGCCUGCCGACUCAACCACCCUAGAACUCCCGGCAUCUUCUACGGCGCAAACCCACUCGAUGAUUCCUUCUCCGCUUUGAUUUUGGACAUUUCCUUCGUAAUUCUCCUCAUUCAUAUCAUCCAUUUGCUCCUCCGCCCCUUCCACCAGCCCAAAAUCGUCUCCCAAAUCCUCGGUGGUUUCAUCAUUGGGCCAUCAGUUCUCGGCCACAACAAGAAUUUCCGGCACCAGAUGUUCCCGGAGGACAUCAGUUUUUUGUUAAGCAACAUCGGGUUAAUCGGUUUCAUGUAUUUCCUGUUCAUCUCGGGAGUUAAAACAGAUCUUUCAUUAACAAAAAAAUCGGGCAAAAAGGAGUUUUUCAUUGCAUCAUUCAGCGUAAUUGUUCCAUUAAUCUUGAACAUUACAUUUGCUUUACUCAUCCGUAAAACCAUGAACAAAUCCUUAGCCAAAUUCUCCUCAAUUGGAGCCAUAACAUCUUCCUUAGCCAUCACUGCCUUCCCCGUCGUCCACCCAAUUCUCCACGAGCUUAACCUUCUAAGCUCCGAGGUGGGUCGGAUGUCGAUGUCGGUAUCGAUAAUCAGCGACGCAGUCGGCAUCAACGCGCUGGUCGCGUUCGAGGCCGCCAUACAAGGAGAAGUUGAAUGGAAGAGCUCAAUUUGGUAUUUGAUUUCUUUGUUUGUUUUGGUGGGGUUUAUAGUGGUGUGUGUUAGAAGGGUAAUGCGUUGGGUUGUGAGGCGAACCCCUGAAGGGCAGGCUGUGGAGCAAGGGUUCAUUGUGGCGAUUUUGUUGGCGGUUUUGGUGAUGGGGUUCUUGACGGAUUUGUUUGGGAUAGCGAUUCUUAAUGGUCCGCUUUGGUUGGGUAUGGCUAUACCUGAUGGGCCACCGUUGGGGUCUACGUUGGUUGAGAGGAGUGAGACCAUAAUAUCUGAGCUUUUGUUGCCGUUUUCGUUUGCGUUUGUUGGGCUUUGUACUGAUGUUUUUCAAAUGGUUAAUGCUGGUUGGUCCAACUUGGCGCCACUGUUUUUCUUGGCUUUGGCUGGUCAUUUCUUCAAAUUUGGUUCCACUUUGGUGGCCUCGCUUUUCUUUCAGCUGCCGCUUAGAGAUAGCCUUGCGGUUAGCCUUAUCAUGUGCUUGAGAGGCCAAGUCGAAAUUGUUCUCCUCAUUCAUUGGAUUGACAAAAAGAUAAUAACUAUACCAGAGUUCACCAUGAUGAUACUCAUGACAGUAGCAGUGACAAGCAUAGCAACGCCACUGAUAAGCUUGCUCUACGAUCCCACAAGGCCAUAUAUGAUCAACAAAAGGAGAACCAUCCAGCAUUUACCGCCAGGGAAAGAGCUGCGCGUUGUGUUGUGCAUUGAAGGCCAAGAGAACGUAGCUGCACUGGUGAACUUGCUGGACAUGUCGAACCCGACGACGAGCAGCCCGUUCUCUAUUUACGCGCUGCAUCUUAUUGAGCUGGUGGGUCGAGCUGCCCCUGUCUUCAUUGAUCACAAGAAGUGUAAGAUUCCUUCUAAGUACACUGCCUCUGACUCCAUCCAUAAUGCUCUUCGUAUCUACGAGGAGGCUCGAGGUGAGCUCGUGAAGUUGCAUACUUACACCGCUGUGGCGCCUAAACGAUCCAUGAACCAGGAUAUUUGUGAGCUUGCUUUGAUUAAGAAGACCAAUCUCAUUGUCCUCCCUUUUGGCAGGCCGUCGAGGGGAGAUUCAACUGUGGGGUUGCAUCAAGUGAACAAGAGCGUACUAGAACACGCUCCAUGUUCGGUCGGAAUCCUCGUCGACAAGUGCAAUCUCCACAGCCCAGUGGUCGGACAAUCCUUCUGGAACUCAGCGCAGCAAUUCGCCGUUCUAUUUCUAGGAGGAGCAGACGCACGAGAAGCACUCGCUUACGCCGACAGAAUCCUCGGCAAUGAAGACGUGUGCGUGUCGGUGGUUCGCUUCCUAUCACACAAUUCAAGAGGCGACAACGAGUUCGAGAAGAAGCUAGACGACGGCAUGGUGACAUGGUUCUGGGUUAAGAACGAGACCAACGAGCGAGUGAUUUACAGAGAAGUGGUGGUGAGAAAUGGAGCAGAGACAAUCGCAGCCAUUCAAUCAAUGAACGAUGAUUCUUAUGAUCUUGUGAUCGUGGGAAGAAAACGAGGGGUCAACCCUGUGUUGCUUGAAGGGCUGUCCAAUUGGAGCCAAGACAAUGAAUUGGGUAUCAUUGGAGAUUAUGUGUCCUCCGAGGAUUUUGGAGCCGCCGCUUCUGUGUUGGUCGUGCAGCAGCAAGUUUUGAGAGGCCAAAGCCAUUUUUCUUCUGGGAUUUGUGAGAAGUUUAGGUUUGAUUUUCGAUAG
Molecule: messenger RNA, 2484 nt
Organism: Cucurbita pepo subsp. pepo (vegetable marrow)
Lineage: Eukaryota; Viridiplantae; Streptophyta; Magnoliopsida; Cucurbitales; Cucurbitaceae
Gene: CHX25
Product: cation/H+ exchanger 25
Biological process (GO): regulation of pH; proton transmembrane transport
Cellular component (GO): membrane; endomembrane system
Molecular function (GO): antiporter activity
Source: RefSeq, a predicted model, not a curated record